AUGUCGGAUUUAAUUAGGAUCCUGCUCGCAGGGGCUCGUACCAAACAGGAUGUAACGAUGAGCCUCCCCGGCCAUGUCUCCUGCCUUCUCCUGCUGAGUCUUGGGACCCCUUUCCCAGCCGAUGGCUUCCGAGCCCCGGGACCCCCUGGAGAGGAAUUCCAAGUGAUCCCAAAUGAACCAGGCGUUGGGGAGGAGGAGGACGGAGGGCCAAAGUGGCGGCGUUCGCCCAUCGAUCUGAAGCCCCUUUUCAGCAUCGCCAAAGAGCUUCAGAGCUUUGGGAAAGAGAAAGCGGGCAUCCAGUUCCGAUUUGGCAGGCAGGACGUGGAUGGGAAUCCCAACGGCAUCAGGGAUCUGCCGGAGGGAGACGGUGAGAAGGGGGCCCUCGCCGAACAACGGGAUGGCCACCCCAACAGGAAGAAACCCAGGUUUAGCACCUGGUUUGGGAGGAAAAGACGAGAGGCGCUUUGGGCCAAAGGCAGCUUUCCUGGUAGCUUCCCAAAGCUGACAGGAUCCAUUUGA
This is a messenger RNA of Thamnophis sirtalis, 519 nucleotides long. The record is from RefSeq and is a predicted model, not a curated record. NCBI's taxonomy places the organism in Eukaryota, Metazoa, Chordata, Lepidosauria, Squamata, Natricidae.